AUGGACUCGCGUGACUGCGCUCUGGAGCUGCUGGUGAUGCUGGUCUACGUCGCAGCGUGGCUCUGUGCUCUGGCCACCACCCUCCUGCCUCACUGGCUGACGGUGUCCACCUCCCUGCUGCCCGUGGAGAGCUAUGGUCUGGGUCUGUGGGAGACCUGCGUGGUCCAGGACGUCGGGGUCACGGAGUGCCGGGCCUAUGACAGCCUGCUGGGCCUCCCCAGCUACCUGAAGCUGGCCCGAGUCCUCAUGUGCACCUCCCUCGCCGUGGGAGCGCUGGGGAUGCUGGUGGCCGUGCCGGGGCUCUACCUGGUGGCCGGCUGUGGAGGCCUCGGAGGCUCCAGAACCAAGAGGACUUUAACGGUCACGGGAGGCGUGCUGGGGGUGAUCUCCGGGGUGCUGUGUCUGAUCCCCGUGUCCUACAUGGCCCAUUUGGCCGUGGCAAACUUCUUCGACGACAAAGUGCCCGACAUGGUGCCACGGUGGGAGUUCGGCGAUGCCUUGUUCUGCGGCUGGACCGGAGGGUUCCUCCUGGUGGUGGCCGGGCUCCUCCUGGUCUCCUCCUGCUGGUGUUCUCAGGUGGAGCCUCAGCCUGCAGCGCUGCAGCGCAGAUACCAGGUCAUGAGCACGGACGUGUCCUUCAGGAAACGCUCAGAGUACGUUUAAAGGACUGAGAGAAUGUGAAGCCGACAGCACAACACCAUCACCAGUAGGACUGCACUUCAACCUGCCUUCAAAAGAAUGAUGUAAAUAUCUGGUUUAGUGUCAAAGACGUCGCUUUGUGUUGAUCAAAUGUUUUGUGAAAAUGUAGAAAACAUGCAGCUAUUUAUCGAAUCUCUCACCUGCAACAAUCCAACAUCACGUUAUAAAAAGAAACCUGCUGUGACCAGUAAACAUGAAUAUUUUUUUAAAAGAUAUGUUUUAUAGAAAAUGCU
Molecule: messenger RNA, 932 nt
Organism: Anarrhichthys ocellatus (wolf-eel)
Lineage: Eukaryota; Metazoa; Chordata; Actinopteri; Perciformes; Anarhichadidae
Product: putative claudin-24
Exons: 1
Coding region: 1-663 (220 amino acids)
Cellular component (GO): bicellular tight junction; membrane
Molecular function (GO): structural molecule activity
Source: RefSeq, a predicted model, not a curated record